Messenger RNA from Angiostrongylus costaricensis, 1758 nucleotides. NCBI's taxonomy places the organism in Eukaryota, Metazoa, Nematoda, Chromadorea, Rhabditida, Metastrongylidae. The record is from the annotation of a GenBank genome assembly.
AUGAGUGAUUAUCGAAGACCGUGCAACUUUUUCUACAAUGUGACGGGUGAGGAAGCGGAACGUCUACUAAGACAAUACGGUUCCGAUGGCGAAUUUUUAGCGCGACCCAGUGAAUCACAGCCCUUCAAUUUUACGCUCUCAAUCAUUCGUGGGAAAACCGUCACACAUGUGAAGAUUCAGAAGAAUAGCGAUGAUUUCCUGGAUCUAUUUGGUGGUGAAUCGUUUGCUUCUUUGAGCGAAUUGGUGCAGUUUUACAUUGACAAUCCGGAACAAUUGCAAGAGCGGAACGGAGAAUCCAUAAUUAUGAAGCGUCCAAUCUCUAUUCCACUCUACGAGCCAGCUGCACAAGAGGCUCGAGCGCCGGCCUCACAGCGUUGGUUCCAUGCCAACAUCACGGGUACAGAAGCAGUCGAGCUUCUCACGAAAGAGAAACAAUGGACUUAUCUCGUUCGGGGAAUAUCAGAUCAUUUAUGGAAUAAUUCCAGUGAAAGUCAGCGUGCUCCUGGAUCAUAUGCCAUUACUGUGAAAACUACCGAUGAUCAUGUGGUACAUAUUUUGAUUCAGAAGAAAGCCGAUACGGGUAUGUAUCACGUAGGAGGUGGUGAUGAGUUUCGAACUGUCAGUGAGCUUCUUGCGCAUUACAAUAAUAAUCCGAUGGUCGAAGAAGGUAGUCAACGUGUAGUUCAUUUGAUGAACCUAGUCCCGUCUACAUGUGUUCCGGCAGACGCUAUUGACGAGAGAAUUCGUCUUUUAGAGGCAAUCGAUCCAGUUACUAAGAAGUCAGGCUUUCUUGAGGAGUUUGAGCGCAUUCAGCAAGUAGAUGAUCAGUUUUCAUCUCGUCGAGAGGGUAAAAAAGAACAGAACAUUAGUCGAAAUCGCUAUAAGAACAUAGUUCCAUUCGACCAUACAAGAGUUGUCUUGAAGGACGUACCUCCCGGCGAAUCUGAUUAUAUAAAUGCCAGUUACAUAAAGAUACCUGAGGGUCCUCCAUUACACCUUUAUGCGAACCGUGAAUAUAUAUCCACCCAAGGUUGUUUGCUUAAUACUCUGCUCGAUUUUUGGCGAAUGGUAUGGCAAGAGAAUACUCGUGUGAUAGUAAUGACUACGAGGGAAAUGGAACGAUCGAGAAGCAAAUGUCAUGUAUACUGGCCACCUUUACGCGAAGAGCUAAAUCUUCGUGAUUUUGUGAUCAAAACCGUUGAAGAGGUGAAAGUUCCAGACGAUGAUGGACUAGACAUGUUCAUUAAGCGACGGUUCAUGGUGGCAAGAAAAGGUAUGCCUCAGCGUGAGCUUUUCCAUCUCCAAUUCAUUGGGUGGCCUGAUCAUGGAUGCCCGGAGCACCCAGAAUCAGUGCUUCGGUUUUUGGAUGCUGUGGACAUAGCAUGUAAAAAAGCGAUUUCCACCCAGGGCCCGGUAAUUGUUCACUGCAGUGCUGGAAUCGGAAGAACGGGAACAUUCAUUGUCAUAGAUAUUUUGCUAAAUCAAAUACGACAUAGAGGCAGCUCCUGUCCGAUUGAUAUUCCGCGUAUUGUUAUGAAAAUCCGAGAACAGCGUAGUCGUAUGGUUCAAACCGAAGCACAAUACGUCUUCCUCUACAAAGCGAUUAGUUGCUACAUUGCUAUUAAAAGUAGGUCUCGACAUCCGUACCAGGACUCAACGGAUGGUGAAGGUGGGCAUCCGCUUCAUCUCCCACCUCCACCGCUCCCACGUCGUCGACCCGUACCAAAUGUUGCUCAAGCAUAUGUGAACAAUGGAUAA